Messenger RNA from Habropoda laboriosa, 593 nucleotides. RefSeq lists its product as uncharacterized. The record is from RefSeq and is a predicted model, not a curated record. NCBI's taxonomy places the organism in Eukaryota, Metazoa, Arthropoda, Insecta, Hymenoptera, Apidae. The transcript is spliced from 5 exons. The coding region runs from base 53 to 463 and encodes 136 amino acids. Gene Ontology annotation, biological process: sensory perception of smell. Gene Ontology annotation, molecular function: odorant binding.
GAAGAACAUUUUCACAGAUCGUGUUUGCUGUUUGUCAAAGAACAACUUCGAGAUGAAGAAUCUUUUGGUCGUCGUCUGUUUUGUGCUCGCUAUUUCAGUAAUUCGCGGAGAUUUCAUCGACAGUUACUUGGAAGCCUCGAAAGACCAAAUUAUAACAUGCGGCAAAGAACACGGAUAUACCGAACAGGUACCACGAGAGAUAUUCGAAAAAGAUACGCAGAAGGGAGCGGACGAAGUUUCUUGCCUGCGAUCAUGCGUGUUGAAAUCACUGGGCAUGAUGAACGACUCGAAGUUCAAUCUGGAGAAAUUGAACGACUUCAUCAAGAGUGUGCACGCUGAUCAACCAGAAAAGGUGAAACCUUUGGAAAAAGCUGCAAGCGAAUGUGCCGAUAAAGUUAAAAACAUCUCAGACGAAUGCAAACUGGCGUUCUCCUACAUAGAAUGUUUCCUGAGCAAAAAUUAAAAAUAUUCCAUCGAGGUUCCCCAAAAACGUUGCUAAAAACAUGACAAACUUACAGCGAGCCUCUGAAUUCUUCAAAUUUGUAUAAAUUCGUAUUUGGAACAAAAUAUACAUAUAUAUUUCAAUAUUAAUA